This is a messenger RNA of Cuscuta epithymum, 770 nucleotides long. The record is from the annotation of a GenBank genome assembly. Lineage: Eukaryota; Viridiplantae; Streptophyta; Magnoliopsida; Solanales; Convolvulaceae.
UUCAAGCUUGUUCAGAAGUUCUCUACAGCGAGCUGCUACGUUGUUGAUCGAAUAAAUGAACUAUUUAUUCGAUAUAAAUCUGGAAAAUGUGAUCCACAUGAUGCAUCUCUGGAUGGUUGCUUGAAUGACGCUUUAUCUGGCGAUCCUACGCUGUAUCUCCGGCCAUGGAUAAAAUCUGAUUAUGUGUAUUUCUACACAUCUAUAGAAUCCAAUCAUUGGGUUCUUGUGGUUUUGGAUGUUCAGGCGCAUACUUUGCGGCUCUACGAUAGCAACAAUAGGUUGGGUACUAUGAAGCCAAAUAUUCUUAAAAAGAUGCAAGGGUUGAUUCACUUUCUUCCUCUAGUUCUAGCUGAUGUUAAAGCUGUUUCAAGCAACACUGCUCCUGAAGAAGUUGUUCCAUAUGAGGUGGAAGUAGUCACUGGUGUUCCGCAACAAGUGAACGGUGGAGAUUGUGGAUUUAUGGUUCUCAAAUUUGCUGAAGUGCUUCAAAUGACCUUGGACGUUCGUACUGUAUACCCAGACAGAAUAGCUGAUUAUCGCGCGAAGUGGGCUCAUGAUCUCUACGUAUAUGGCUCAGCAAAGGGAAAGUCACUGGCAAUUCACUCUGAUGCAAUUAAGAAGUGAUUAUUUUGUAAAUUUUAGAUCAACUUUCACUGUAAACAAUCACUUUGACACUCAACUUUCUGCGUAUUGUUGAGGUCUUUUGAUAUGUGCCCAGGUUCCUACUGAAAUGUAUCAUCUUUGACUACUAUUUUGAUGUUUCUUUUUUC